UAAUGAAGUAUGUGACUAAAACGUAAUAUAAUAAUGUGCGUCACUUCCGGUUGUCGAGAUACUCUUUGUUGGGAUUGAUGAAAACAUUGGCACACUUGCACAAUCUUCCAAAAAGAAUAGUCAUCUAAACCUGUCAACCGCAAUGUCAACAGACAUGAAGAGCCAGAACUCGGAGGAGUCGGACUACAGCGACCAGUCUGAUGGCAUGGAGGACGACGAUGAUGAGGAUGAGUAUCAGGAUCUCCAUGAUUAUUAUAACGAAACAGACGACCUUGACCUUGAGAAGCCAAAGAAAUGUGACGACCCCGAGUACUUUGAGUACGAGCUGCUCCAGAUGGAAGACGUGGAUAGGCUACUGAACGAGGAAAUAGAAGCACUAUGUACCCCUCUAAAGAUUACACCAUCACUUGCCAAAAUGCUGCUACUAACCCACGACUGGAGGAGAGAGUACAUCCUGGACGGACAUCAAAAGGAUCCUGCUCAACUUCUUGUCGACUCUAAAAUCAGGAGUUCCAAAAAAUACGAUGAGAUGAUGUCAGGCAGCUCCCAUGUCUGUCGUGUGUGUGUGUGCCCGAGUCCUAAGGAGAACUUCCACGCCCUCAACUGUGGCCACGCCUUCUGUGCUGAUUGUUGGGACAUGCAUUUCCAAGUCCAGAUAAAACAGGGAGUCACUAUAGGUAUCGAGUGCAUGGGCAAGGACUGCCCUGUGCUGGUCCCAGAGGACUUCCUGUGCAGUAUACUUAGUGAUACAACUCUCAGGGACAAAUAUUCCAUGCUCUCCUUCAAUGAUCUCGUCAAGAACCACCCGCAAUUGAGGUUCUGCCCAGGUGCUAACUGUUCGGUGAUUGUUCGUGCCAAGGAGUCCCUUGCUAAGAAGGUGCUGUGUUCCCAGUGUAACAACUCCUUCUGUUUCCGCUGUGGUAACGAGUACCAUGCCCCCACCGACUGUGAAACAAUCAAGCGCUGGCUCACAAAGUGUGCAGACGACUCUGAGACAGCCAACUACAUCAGCGCCCACACAAAAGAUUGUCCAAAGUGCCAUGUAUGCAUAGAGAAAAAUGGAGGAUGCAACCAUAUGCAAUGUUCCAAAUGCAAGUAUGACUUCUGCUGGAUGUGUCUUGGAGACUGGAAGGCCCAUGGGAGUGAGUACUACGAGUGCAGUCGUUACAAGGAGAACCCCAACAUUGCCAACGAGUCUGUGCUGGUGCAGGCCCGGGAGGCGCUGAAGAAAUAUCUGUUCUACUAUGAGCGGUGGGAGAAUCAUGCCAAGAGUCUGAAGCUGGAGGAGCAGACGUUGAUGAAGAUCCGAUCUCGCAUCCAGGACAAAGUGAUGACGAACGAGGGCACGUGGAUAGAUUGGCAGUACCUCCUUGAUGCAGCCACGCUGCUAAAGAAGUGCCGAUACACUCUGCAGUACACGUACCCCUACGCAUACUACAUGGACAAGGGAGGACGCAAGCAGCUGUUUGAGUACCAGCAGGCACAGCUGGAGGCGGAGGUGGAAAAUCUUUCCUGGAAGGUGGAGAGAGCUGAGAUUACAGAUAGAGGGGACCUAGAAAACCAGAUGGAUAUCGCAGAGAAGAGGAGGCUGACCUUGCUAAAGGAUUUCCUUCAAGUUGCUUAACAAGGGCUACAAGUUGUUUUAUGUUAUUUAAGUCACCUGUAAAUCAUAAUCACUGAAUUGUCAAGCUGUUCAUGAAAGUUGUCCUCAUCUUCCUCACACAAAUAUCAGAAAAGCGUUAGAAAGUACUGUCAUACACAAAAUCAAAAUAAAUCCCAGAUUUUCCCCAGGCUGCUUAGUCACCUUCAGGCUAUGGUCACGGCUUUCAUUUAUUGGUGUAAUGACUUCGAGCUUCCUCUCACGAAAAUACUAUCACUGCCAGGAUCUCGCUGUCAUAUAGAAUGCAAUUUGCAAAACUGGACUUCCAAAAAAGAUGGAUCCUCUUUAAAGGUGGUUGUACUUCAAGGCUUCUGUGUUAACAAGCCGUCUGUAUUAUGAGGUGUCUGCAUUACAAGGUGUCUGGAUCACAAAAUAUCUGUAUUACAAGGUGCCAGUUUUACACACUGCCGCUUUUAUGUGUGGUCUGUAUUACGUGGUGUUAGUGUUAGAAACUGCCUGUAUAACGACAUAUCUGCAUUACAAGGUGCCUGCAUUAUUGACUUUCUGUAUAACAUGGGGUCUGCAUUACAAGGUGCCAGUGUUACAGACUGCAUGGGGUUUGUAUUACUAGGUGUCUGCAUUACAAGGUGCCAGUGUUACAGACUGCAUGGGGUUUGUAUUACUAGGUGUCUGCAUUACAAGCUGCCAGUGUUACAGACUGCAUGGGGUUUGUAUUGCUAGGUGUCUGCAUUACAAGGUGCCAAUGUUACAGACUGCAUGGGGUUUGUAUUGCUAGGUGUCUGCAUUACAAGGUGUAGAUAUUUGUGGUGGAAGAUGAGGGUUGUUGUUAGUUUUGUGUGGAACGAAGCAGUGUAAAUACUGAUGUAAGAUAUUGUGUUUCUGUAUCCAACAUGCUGCAUGGAUGUGCUGAAUCCAGUACUGAUGGAUGUUUGACUACUUUGUUAUAUCAGGGAUGCAGAUGUUUACUUUAUAACCUCAGAUGUGACCUGGUCUUAAGGGGAGACUUUCCCCACAUUCUGCCAACAUGGUUACUUUAUAACCUCAAUUACAGUAUAUGCUUGUCUUAAAGGGAGACUCCCUCACAUUUUUCUUAGAUUUUAUGACCUCAGUUACAGUAUAAACUUAUUAUAAAGGGAGACUUCCCUACGUUCUUUGAAAUCUUUAUGACCUCAAUUACUGUACAGACUUGUCUUAAAGGGAGUCUCCCCUUACAUUCUUCCCAGGUUUUAUAACCUCAGUUAAAGUAUGGAUGCAUCUUAAAGGGAGACUUCUCCACAUUCUUCCAAAACUUAUAACCUCAAUUACUGUACAGACUUGUCUUAAAGGGAGACUUCCCCACUUUCUGCCCAGAUGUUUACUUGAUGACCUCAAUUACAAUAUGUUCUUGUCUUAAAGGGAGACUCACCCACAUGCUGCCUCAGUUACCAUGGUUACAUUAUAGAUUAGUCUUAAAGAGAUACUGACACCUGCACCUGUAGCCUGCAUCGGAUGAGCCCCACGUUGCUGUAAACACAAAUACUCAGCUUUCCAGGGUGAAGGAUUGUCUCCCUUUCAGCUGAUUAGUAUGGUAUUAGCUAUGGUGAAACAUGUUAUGCUACACAGGAAUAUUCCAUUGUCCGCAGAUACCAUUGUCUGACCAUGAGUGGUUAUGGGGUGUGUUUUCUAGACUUGUUAAUUCCUUGUAGGUAUUUAUCAUUCAAACAAAAACUUUGUAAUAUACUACUUAAGAGAAAUUAAAGAACAUCCAAUUCUUUCUUAUUCCUAUAGUUGAUCUGUCAUGGCAUGUUCGGGUGUUCUUUAACUGCUUUUGAGUAGAAAAAGUUUAAGAACUCCAGAUUCUUUCAUUUUACUGUAGUUAAUUGGGGGCAGUCGUCUAAUGCGCGCCAGAAACCUAUGAUUGUGGGUUCGAAUCCUGGUUAGCCCAGAUUAUGUUCCUAGGUUUGUCAGCACAUGGGUUUCACCACAGAAGUGGUAAAUGUCUGAGAGCUGCAUCACUUUGGGCUUUCCUCCCACAUUAAGCUGACACGCCGUGAUAUAACUUGAAUACUGUUAAAAGCUCACUCACUCACUCACUACUGUAGUUGAUCUGUUAUGGUAGGACAGGGAUUAUUUCAUAUAUUAGAAAGCUAACCUGUCAUGGCAUGACAGAUAAACUUGUUUAAUAUGAAAGAAUUGGGCUUUCUUUAAUUUCUUUUGAGUAAUAUAGAUAAACCUAGGCCCUUUUUUAGUUAUCCAAUAUUAAUUGCAGGUGAACCUAAGACGUUAGAUGUGUGGUGUUUUGUUUUGUCGACAAGGCGCAGUGAGCACCACAGGUCAUACUUCCAGUACCACACACACUCCUGACACACAGUUAUAUGAAGGGCCGACCGUUGGAUAUUCUGGGAGGUGCUUUGGAUUUAGUAUGGAGACUAGAUAUUCUGGGAGGUGCUUGGGAUUUAGUAUGGAGACUAGAUAUUUUUUCACCUGCAGCUGCAAAACCAGAUAUAUUUUUUGUAAUUAAACUUUUAAGCCUGAAUAUGUUUAUAAGAAUA
Haliotis rufescens (red abalone) is the source of this 4152-nucleotide messenger RNA. RefSeq names its product potential E3 ubiquitin-protein ligase ariadne-2-like. The record is from RefSeq and is a predicted model, not a curated record. The coding region runs from base 143 to 1624 and encodes 493 amino acids. The transcript is spliced from 15 exons. Gene Ontology annotation, cellular component: cytoplasm; ubiquitin ligase complex. Gene Ontology annotation, molecular function: ubiquitin protein ligase activity; ubiquitin conjugating enzyme binding; zinc ion binding. Gene Ontology annotation, biological process: protein polyubiquitination; positive regulation of proteasomal ubiquitin-dependent protein catabolic process; ubiquitin-dependent protein catabolic process. NCBI's taxonomy places the organism in Eukaryota, Metazoa, Mollusca, Gastropoda, Lepetellida, Haliotidae.